AUGGAACCAAGCAUCUCAAUGGAAGGGAACAGAAAUUACACCUCAGUGGUUGUGUUUGUUUUCAUAGGGCUCACAGAUGAAAAGGACCUGCAACUGAUUCUCUUUCCAGUCUUCCUAGUGAUCUAUCUUGUGACCUUAAUGUGGAACCUUGGUAUUAUCCUCCUAAUCAGGAUGGACUCCAACCUGCAAACACCUAUGUACUUUUUUCUCAGCUUUUUGUCUUUUAUUGACAUUUGUUAUUCUUCUUCCAUCACCCCAAGGAUGAUUUCAGAUUUCUUCAAAGAUGAAAAAACUAUUUACUUCAUUGGUUGUGCCACCCAGUAUUUUGUUGGGUGUUGGAUGGCUCUUUCUGAGUCUUGCCUCUUGGCCGCCAUGGCCUAUGACAGAUACGUGGCCAUUGGUAACCCCCUGCAGUACUCAACUAUCAUGGCACCUGAAUUCUGUCAGAAGAUGGUUGCUGGGGCCCUUGGAACUGGUUUAAUCUGUAGCUUAACUGAAGUAAUCUCUUGCUUUAAUCUCCACUAUUGUGGACCAAAUGUCAUUCAACAUUUCUUUUGUAAUUUACCCCAGAUUGUUACCUUGUCCUGCUCUGAUCCUUCCACCACUCAAGUGAUUGUUUUUCUUGUCGCUCUAGUUGUUGGAUUUGGUUCUUUGCUCAGUAUCCUUUUAUCCUACUGUUUCAUUGCUGCUUCCAUCCUGAAAAUAUCCUCCGGGAAAGGUAGUGCCAAGGCCUUCAAUACCUGUGCCUCCCAUUUGGCAGUUGUGACACUCUAUUAUGGCACAGCCCUGGCUGUGUACAUGCGUCCUACUUCUAGUCACCCUGAUAAGCAGGACAAGGUACUUUCAGUGUUCUAUAUUAUCAUUAUUCCCAUGUUAAAUCCUCUUAUCUAUAGUCUGAGGAAUAAAGAGAUCAAAGAAGCCGUGAGAAGGGUGAUGAAGAAGGUGAGACAUUUUCCCCCAUAA
Molecule: messenger RNA, 963 nt
Organism: Sorex fumeus (smoky shrew)
Lineage: Eukaryota; Metazoa; Chordata; Mammalia; Eulipotyphla; Soricidae
Product: olfactory receptor 1440-like
Exons: 1
Coding region: 1-963 (320 amino acids)
Biological process (GO): G protein-coupled receptor signaling pathway; sensory perception of smell
Cellular component (GO): membrane
Molecular function (GO): G protein-coupled receptor activity; olfactory receptor activity; odorant binding
Source: RefSeq, a predicted model, not a curated record